This is a messenger RNA of Mercurialis annua (annual mercury), 533 nucleotides long. Its product is annotated as cysteine proteinase inhibitor 5. NCBI's taxonomy places the organism in Eukaryota, Viridiplantae, Streptophyta, Magnoliopsida, Malpighiales, Euphorbiaceae. The record is from RefSeq and is a predicted model, not a curated record. Bases 93 to 443 code for a protein of 116 amino acids. Gene Ontology annotation, molecular function: cysteine-type endopeptidase inhibitor activity. The transcript has a single exon.
CAUCUCCUCACACCUUCCAUACCAAAAGAAAAAACAAAAAAGAAUUUAAAAAAACUGUCGGUAAUUUCGAGCGGUUACUAAAACAAAAGAAAAUGAAACGACACAGUAUCAUUCUCUGCAUUGUCCUCUCCCUCAUGGUGGCCGUUUCGGUCUCCGCCUUGGGUCGCGGUCCUAUGGUAGGAGGAUGGAGCAAGAUCAAGGAUUUGAAAGACGCUCACGUGGUGGAGAUCGGGAAAUAUGCGGUUGCGGAAUAUAACCGGAGGAGUCAGACUUCUCUAGAUUUUAAAAGCAUCCUGAAAGGUGAAGAGCAGGUGGUUGCCGGAGUGAAUUACAAGCUUGUUUUGGCGGUGGACGGCGGAGAAAGCAAGAAAUAUGAAGCUAUUGUUUGGGAGAAGUCAUGGGAGAAGUUUCAGAAUCUGACCUCUUUCAAGCCUGUCAAUUAAUUUAAAAGAAGGUUUUAAAUUGUGUUUAAUUACGGUUUAUGAGUUCAAUUUUGUAAUGGCUGAAUGAAUAAUUAACGGUGAUCUUGAUGA